AUGACAAAAAAGAUGAAAAGAACUUGUGAGAAAGAAGAAGAAUCAGCUUUUGGCAUAUGGGAUUGUGGGAGUCCAUUAUAUGAUUCUUAUGAAUUGGCGUCACUCUCUCAUAUGAUAGAAAGACACAUGAUGGCUUUACCGUAUCUUGAAGGGUCAAAGCAGAUGAACACAGAGUUCCUUGAUGUGCAAAACUUGAGAUCUUCAGGCAGUCAUGGAGGUUCCUCCCUGGCGAACAGAUUGAGUGGGUUUUUGGUGAGUUGGGUGUGGAAGAGGAAGAGGAAGAAGGAAAAGCAGAGGAAAAUGAGAAGUGGGUUUUCUGGGAUUUGUGACACAAUUGGUUGGUGGAAGAAAUAG
Neltuma alba is the source of this 354-nucleotide messenger RNA. RefSeq lists its product as uncharacterized. The transcript has a single exon. Bases 1 to 354 code for a protein of 117 amino acids. The record is from RefSeq and is a predicted model, not a curated record. Lineage: Eukaryota; Viridiplantae; Streptophyta; Magnoliopsida; Fabales; Fabaceae.